AUGGCCCUUUUGCAAGUGACUGUCACUGAAAAGUCGGCAAGACCGUCUGGGAAUCUGAAGCCUAUCGCUUCCCCAUUCACGUCUCGCUAUGAUAGCACAAGCAGUGUCAUCCCGAGCCACAGCACUAUUUCGCCGGGAUUCUGCAGCUUUGCAAAAGAGGCGGGGCCAUGUCACCUGCCUCCCGGUUGGUCCACCUACACACAUCCCGAAGGAAAAGUCUAUUUUGUCUGCCAGACAUCUCUUAGGAUCGUGACCGAGGUGCAACUGUACGAUCCCGAUGUACAGGAAAAAAUUCAAUACUGGAUAGCGAUCUUCAAUGAUCGCUUGACGGCGAGUGCGGUCCAACUGCCAGAGUCCACCGAACUCUUCCUGGAGCUGGAUGACGCAGCCGAAUCGUGCCUUUAUUACCUCGUUGAUUACAACACCCGAGUUGAAUUCUGGAUCGAGAAAGUGUCAGCGGAGGAUCUCAACCUGCCGCCUGCAGCCUCAGAUUCACAUAUGCGGCUGGCAUUAGAAGAGCACUACUGGGUCCAUAUCGAUCGUUUCCCAUGCCAUCGAUGCGAGGAAGUCAAGCUGAUGAGGGAUGAGCUCAUAAGCAUAUUUAUUCAUGCUAGAGCUGAUCAUAUGACGUCUGCCUUUUCAACGUUCCCAUACACUGCGACACAGUGCGCGGAAUUUAUAGACCUGCUGAAUUCAGUUCAAUGCUGUAUCGUUAGUGCGUAUUCUGUAUCCAUAAUUGCCCGCCUCUGGGCCUUUGUCUCCCACAAUCGUUUCGCGACCCAUUACGGCCAGGAGCAUGCUCGGCUGAGCAGAGACCAGUCUAUUCUUCGCGAACCUGUUAUCAACGAAACUUGGUGGUUCCGUCUAGCUUCUCGCCUUAUGUUCAGAUUGCCCGAUGGUGAUCUGCAGAAACUGAACGAUUUGAACGUUGAUAAUUUGGUAUAUGUGGAGCCAUGGAAACAGUCUAUGAGAACAUAUCAAGCAGACUGGAAGCUGACAUCUUUCUGGACAUUUGCGCUCUUGAUCAUGGAUGUUCUCCUUCUACUGCAACCGAGUGUCACCAGACCCGUGGUCCUCGCUUCCGUGCUCUGCUGCAAUACUGCGCUCGUGUCUGCUAUCGUGCUUCUUACUAGACACCACGGCGCUGAAGACUUCCAUGCAUCAGAUGCUGCAAACUAUCUCACGGAAGUAAAGCGGGAGACCUCAGGCUACCAGUGGACCGCACUGGCCUUCAGUCUUCCCAGGGCCCUGUUCUUCUGGGCGCUAGGAGCGUUCUCGUUCCAGGGCGUUCUGUGGCUCAUGGAUGCAACCAACAUUUACGUGGUCGGUAUCUUGCUGGCUGGGUUUAUGACGAUGGGGAUGGAUGGAUGCCUCGAAACACGGCCAUGA
Molecule: messenger RNA, 1389 nt
Organism: Fibroporia radiculosa
Lineage: Eukaryota; Fungi; Basidiomycota; Agaricomycetes; Polyporales; Fibroporiaceae
Exons: 11
Coding region: 1-1389 (462 amino acids)
Source: RefSeq, a predicted model, not a curated record